This is a messenger RNA of Morus notabilis, 2092 nucleotides long. Its product is annotated as trehalase. Gene Ontology annotation, molecular function: alpha,alpha-trehalase activity. Gene Ontology annotation, biological process: trehalose catabolic process. The record is from RefSeq and is a predicted model, not a curated record. Lineage: Eukaryota; Viridiplantae; Streptophyta; Magnoliopsida; Rosales; Moraceae. Bases 87 to 1820 code for a protein of 577 amino acids. The transcript has 11 exons.
GCCUAUUCCAAUCCCCCAUUUUCUUCUUCUUCUCCAUCUUUCUGAGUUUUUUCGCUUCAAUUUUUUCACCUUUUUUUUUCUCAACCAUGUCAUCUGCUAAUUCGAAUCUUCUUCUCCCUCCUCAUCAUGAUUCCCAUUCCCGUUGCAAUUCUGAUUCCGGACCAGUAAUCGCCACAACCCCUUUGGUCACAUUCCUCCAACGCCUCCAAGAAACGGCACUCAACACUUACGGAAAAUCCAACUUCGACCCAAAACUCUACGUCGACCUGUCGUUGAAGUCCAAAUUGUCGUUCACAGAAAGCGCUUUUGAUCGGCUUCCGAGAGGCUCAGAUCAUCAUGGGUCGGUUUCUGCUGAGGAUUUGAGAGAGUUUUUGAGGGAAUACUUUGAGGGUGCAGGGGAGGAUUUGGUGUACGUCAAGCCAGAGGAUUUUGUCCCUGAGCCAGAGGGGUUUCUUCCAAAGGUGAAGAAUGAACAAGUGAGGAAUUGGGCUUUGGAGGUUCAUUCUCUUUGGAAGAAUUUGAGCAGAAAAGUUUCUGAUGAGGUUUUGAAGAAUCCUGCGUUGCAUACUCUGCUUCCUCUUCCUCACCAUGUCAUUAUUCCAGGUUCGAGGUUUAAGGAGGUCUAUUAUUGGGAUUCUUAUUGGGUGAUCAGGGGCUUGUUAGCAAGUAAAAUGUAUGACACAGCAAAAUCAACUGUGAGUAAUCUCAUUUCUCUUGUGGAGGAACAUGGUUAUGUCCUUAAUGGUGCAAGGGCCUAUUACACUAAUAGGAGCCAGCCUCCUCUCCUUAGUGCCAUGGUUUGUGAAAUAUACAAGAGGACUGAAGAUUUGGAUUUGGCUCGGAAAUCCCUUCCUGCACUGAUUAAAGAAUAUCAAUUUUGGAACUCUGGACAACAUAGAGUGACCAUUCAGGAUGAUCAAGCUUGUGAUCAUACUUUGAGUAGAUAUUAUGCAAUGUGGAAUAAACCAAGGCCUGAAUCUUCAACAUUUGACAAGGAAUCUGCUUCCAAGAUCUCAGAUGCUUCUGAGAAGCAGCGAUUCUACCGCGAGGUGGCGUCAACUGCUGAGUCCGGAUGGGAUUUUAGUACAAGAUGGAUGAAGAACCCCACGGAUUUUACAACAUUAGCUACAACUUCAGUGUUACCUGUGGAUUUAAAUGCUUUCAUACUUGGGAUGGAACUGGACAUUGCAUUCUUGGCAAAAGUUACAGGAGAUCAUUGCGUCUCUGAGCAAUUUUCGGAGGCUUCUCGAACGAGAAGGAAGGCAAUGGAAUCUAUUUUUUGGAAUGCAGAGAUGGGACAAUGGAAUGAUUAUUGGCUCAGCAAUAGUAAACACAAGGAAGCUCAAAUAUGGGAAGCUGAGAACCAGAACCCGAAAAUAUUUGCUUCCAACUUCAUUCCAUUGUGGAUUGAGUUAUUUCACUCAGAUGCUUUUCUGGUUGAUAAAGUCAUGGGAAGUCUUCAAAGCUCAGGCCUACUUUGUGAUUGUGGAAUAGCAACAUCCUUGGCAAAUUCAGGACGACAAUGGGACUUUCCCAACGGUUGGGCUCCAAUCCAACAUAUGAUAAUUGAAGGUUUGGCAAAAUCAGGAUUGAAAGAAGCAAGGUCAUUGGCAGAGGAUAUUGCUGUUAGGUGGAUCAAAACCAAUUAUAUUGCCUACAAGAGAACAGGAAGUAUGCAUGAGAAAUACAAUGUGGAAAAGUGUGGUGACUUUGGUGGGGGUGGUGAAUAUGUGCCUCAGACUGGCUUUGGUUGGUCAAAUGGAGUAGUUUUGGCAUUGUUGGAAGAGUUUGGAUGGCCAGAAGACAGAACGAUUGACUGAACGACUGAUAACAAGCUGAGUAAUUAAAAGAUAGGAAUAUUCACAAACUGCCUUUAAUUGAUUAGUGUGAAAUGUGUUCUCAAAUUUCAUUUGCAGGGUCAUUGGAUAUUGAUGCAAAAUGUAAAUUCAAGUAAUUCCUCAUUCUUGAAAUCAUUAUCGCUAUUCUCAUCUGAGUGUACCAAGCUAAUGAUUUUCCCGAAAUUUGUUACAUAAGUUGUAAUCACUAGGUGCUUGUCAUUGAUCAACCAUUUUAUCUAAAUAUGCAGCUCUUA